This is a messenger RNA of Alternaria atra, 1452 nucleotides long. RefSeq lists its product as uncharacterized. Gene Ontology annotation, biological process: transmembrane transport. The record is from RefSeq and is a predicted model, not a curated record. Gene Ontology annotation, cellular component: membrane. The transcript is spliced from 3 exons. Lineage: Eukaryota; Fungi; Ascomycota; Dothideomycetes; Pleosporales; Pleosporaceae. The coding region runs from base 1 to 1452 and encodes 483 amino acids. Gene Ontology annotation, molecular function: transmembrane transporter activity.
AUGUUCGACUCCAAGAAGAAUGAGAUCGUCCAGCUCGAGCAGACUCAGACUCGUGAUGAGGAGCUCAGGAAGCCUGUGCCUAUUGUCGGCAAGGUGGAUUACUCCGGAGCCUACGAGAAGACUGAUCCCCGAGAGAUUGCGCUUGUCAAGAAGCUCGACAGAUGGAUCAUGCCCAUGUUAUGGAGCAUGUACUGGCUCAACUACCUUGACCGCAAUGCCAUCGCACUAGCCCGUCUUGAUGAUCUUGAGGACGAUCUGAACCUCACCAGCACCCAGUACCAAACAUGCGUGAGCAUUCUCUUUGUAGGAUACCUGCUCGGCCAAAUCCCCAGUAACAUGUUCCUCAACCGAACACGCCCAUCGCGGUAUAUGGGCAUCUGCAUGAUGCUUUGGGCCAUCGUUUCAGCUUUCACAGCCCUCUCGAAAGAUUUCACCGGCCUUCUUCUUACCCGUUUCUUCCUCGGUGUCACAGAAGCGCCCUACUACCCCGGCGCGGUCUACCUGCUCUCCAUGUUUUACACCCGCAAAGAAGUCGCUACUCGUAUCGCCAUUCUCUACACUGGAAACAUCCUCGCCACCGCCUUCGCUGGCCUGAUCGCCGCAGGUAUCUUCCACGGCCUCGGCGACGUCGCUGGUAUCACCGGAUGGCGCUGGCUCUUCAUCCUCCAGGGCGCCGUCACAUUCGUCAUCGCUAUCGUCGGCUUCUUCCUUCUUCCCGACUUCCCGCACAACACAUGGUGGUUGACACAAGAAGAGCGCGAUCUAGCUACCAACCGCAUGGCCCUCGAUACCGUUGGCAACAAGGGAGAGACCUCUGUGUGGGCUGGUUUCCGUCAAGCUGGAAAGGACCCCAUGGUCUGGAUCUUCGCUUUCAUGGCACACAUGCAUCUUGCUGCCAACGGGUUCAAGAAUUUCUUCCCUACUGUUGUCAAGACUCUUGGUUUCAACCGGACUAUCACUCUUGUUUUAACUUGCCCACCGUACCUCAUCGCUGGUGUAGUUACUAUCGCAGUAUCCUGGUCUUCUGGAAAGUUCAACGAACGUACUUGGCACAUUACCAUCUCGAAAGCCGUUGCAACGUUCGGCUUCGGAUUGGCUUGUGCUGAGAUCGGUACCGCGGGUCGCUACGUCGCCAUGAUCAUCUUUACAAUCGGUACUUAUGGUGUCAACUCCUUGAUUCUGGGCUGGUGUGGUUCAACAUGUGGUCAAACACCCGAGAAGAAGGCUGUGGCUAUUGGUAUUGUUACGACGGUUAUGAAUGCUUCUUUCAUUUGGACACCAUAUCUAUGGCCCGAGUCUGAUGGUCCACGCUACAUUAUCGCGCUUAGCUCUUCCGCUGCUUUCUCUAUUGCGACUGCGCUGACGGCGUGGGUUGCGAAGAUUAUCUUCACGCGCAAGAACAAGCAGCUUCGUGAGCAGGACAGUGAGAACAUGACCUUUUACGUGUACUAG